AUGGAGAAGAAGAGGGAAGAAGAGGGAAGUGUCAUCUGGAUUGAUGAAGAUGAAGCUGAGAGUUCCUUGGGGAGUUGUAUUUUGUUGGCUGAUGAUGCAGGUAACUGCUUUUUAUACAUAGAUAUAAUUCUCUCAGUAGAGUCUGAAAAGUUUCUUGUUUUGUCCUUUUGAACUGUGAGUGGGCUCCUUGUUCUUUGUAUUGCUAUACAGUGCAUGGGAUAAAAAGAAGCAGAAUAAGAAAGUGAGUGUUCAUUUAAAAAACAAACUGUCUUCUAAAAGCCCCAUAUCUAGGUGCUUGUGGCAGGUCAGGAAGAUUUGGACUAUUUGGAAAGAAUUUGUGAUUUUUGUCUUAUUGUUACUUUUCUUCUCUUGCACCAUCAAGAACUUGAAAAGGGAAACAACACACACCAGGAGCAUUUGUGGUCUUAUUUGCAAAGCUGUAUUAAACACUAAGGAGGUAGGGUCAGUGUAGAGUAGCGGAUUGUACCUGUAAAGGAUUCUUAAAUCCCCCAAGCAAGUAGGUAGGUAACUAACUAACUAACUAACUAACUACAAGCCUGUGUUGUUUUCUGAAAUAUUUUGGGCACCAUCUAGUUCUUAGCUGUUGCAAAAUUUAACUGUCAAAUAAUCAAAUAUUUAUUAUCAACCGCUAAAGAAAGUACAAAAUAUAUAAAACGUACAAAAUCAGAUCCUCAGAAGAACACAGGUAAUAAGAGCUAACAAUCAUAGCAGGUCUAAGAGUGAUUACAUAUUUGAUAUUUGUUGCCUGAUCUUUGUUAAUGAAUCGUUGCUAUUUUACUAUUGGAACAACUGGUGAAAAGCUAAACAGAGCUGCAAAGGAAGGUGUCUUUUAAAUAUAAAGUGAUUCUUAUUGAAAUUUAGUCCUGACAUUCUUUGUUGAUGUACAAAAAAAAUAAAUUCAAGCAACCCAAAGAAACAAUAAUGGAUAAGGCAUAGAAACAACAAUCUGGAAGACGAAAGGAAGUAAUUUAUACAUUUUUAAGCUAAAGACCAAAACGAAGAUGUCUUAAAAGAAUGAUGUUUCUACAGAUUCUAUAUAUUGCAAUUACUACUACUACUAUUAAUGUUAAUAUUAUAAUUUCCAGUGAAUGAAUCAGUCUUUUUUUGAUCAGCCUGUUUUAUAACUGACCAAAAUAUGGUUUAUGAAUUUGCCCUAACCCUCAACGCGCUCUCCUUUUUCUUUUAAAGCCUGUGGUCUGGGCAAUGCCUUUCUAGAAUUGCAGUGAAAUGGUAUUCAGUAUUUUUUCCUUUUACAGAAGAGAUUCCCUUGAAAAGGGAGAAUACAGAAGAAGCUCUGGAUGAGGAGGUGAUAGUUACUUUCUGCAAGAGAGCAAAAGUGAUGCCCCAUGCGAGAUAUGACUGCCCGACCCACCCCUUUGAGUAUGUAUCAUGCCACAGAGGAGAACAAAAGGGAAUUCCACAAACACACCUUCCACUGGGGAAAAACCACACACAUUGUGCUUAAGCACAGUUGCAUUGGUACAGAUCUAGUGGCAAUAUUAGCAGCCGAGAAGAGGGGAUGGGGGACUUUUGGUGCUUCCAAAGUUGCUGGACAACAGAUCCUGUUGGCCUAAGUAAGUAUGACCAGUCAUCUGGGGUGAUGGGAGUUGUAGUCUAGCAACAUCUGGAGGGUCAAAGGUCCCUGCACUUGGUCCAGAAGACUGAGGGUUCUUGACUCCCAAGCAUUCAUUAUGUCCCUCCUUCAAAUAGCUCCUGUAGCAAAGAGGCCAGACGUAGUCCUCCAUAUAUCUCUGGCCCAUGGAGCAGAGUUCAACUAAGAAUGGCCCCACGGCCAGUCCCAUGGGCCUUUCUUAGUCCCGCUCUGCUCCAUGCUCUCCUUGAGUGCUUUUGCCUGUUUCAAGGUCUUGCUUAACUGGAAGUGUGGGUGAGUGAUUGUGUGUGUAGAAUUGUUUUUACUUUUGUGGGGCCAGAAUCUAUUGCGAAGAGUCACUUUUGCCUAUGGCCCCUGCCACCAAUGGCGCGCAGCCCCCAGAAGCCAUGAGGAAAUUCAGGCUUUGACUUGAAAAAAGAUUCCCCAUCCCUCUCACAGGGACAUUUUAUAACGAGGGACAUAACAGAAGUUGUUAUGUGCAGUGCAUUGAAACCCUUUUAUGAUCUGCUAUCACAACUUGGGGCUGUUUCUUGUCUGCUUUUAGGCAAGGGGAAUGUGAAACAUCUUGCCCCCUUGGGAGAAACGCAGAGACAUGCAGCGAGUGCUACUGCUACAUUUGUGAUAAGGUUGCUGCAGAGGUAAGGACAGCUUUGGGGAUGCGGAACUCCUAUUUCUGCAGAGAGACCUUUGUCUCUCUAGAGUGGUUGGGUUACACCACAGGUUCUGAUGUACCUGCAGACUCCUUCCUGGUGCCCACAGGAUCCUGCGCUCUUGCUGCUGAAACUGGGCUUGAAAGCAGCCUUCUAUUCCAGCUGAUAGAAGUUACUUUCAAGCCUAAUUGCAGUGCUGGUGGACAGUUUCAGUGUGUAUGUGUUACACACUGAUAGUGGUUAAUUCCUCCCUCCAGUUGUGACUUGCCUCUCACACCCUGAAAAUGCCCCUGUGUCACAAUUAGGUUUGCAGGGGGAAGGGAAGAGCCUUCUGUUGGCUCCAUCUAAAGCAGGGCUAACGUUUGGCCCUUUGGAUGUUGCCGGACUACAGCUUUGUCCAUCCCUGUCCAUUGGUCAUGUGGGCUGGGUUGAUGGUUGUUGAAGUCCCACAACAUUGGAAAGCCACAGGCUCUCCGUCCCUGAGUUGCCGAGUAUUAAAAGCCAGAGACAAACACAAGAGACAAGAACAGCUUCCUUCUGUUCUGGAUGUCAAUAUCCAGGGGCAUCUACGUAUAUGGCUGCUUCUGGAAGUAGAUGCUGGCUUUUGCUUUUUCCCCAGCAGGGUUGCACUUACAUUAUUCUCCCAAGGAAACUAUCAAAUACUGUUCCAUUCUCUGCUGUUUCCUGUCUCCGCUUAUGUGGUUCUUUAAUAUGCUGAGGAAAUGGUAGGGGCCCUCAGAGUGGGAACCAUUUGCAGGCUGCAAAGAACGUACAGAUAUUGUGGAUUUGAUAAAGCCCAACCUUCCUUUCUCCUUUUCCUUCCUCCAGUGUAAAGAUUGGGUGACGCCUUCGUUUUGCCAUUGCAAUGCACACAACAAAAGCAAAUUCUGGAAGGAUCAGUGGAAUUCUGCUCUCACUGGCAGUCUCUCUCAGUUCAACUUGGAGCUCUCAGAAAUUGAUGCCGAUAUCCAGCACGGGGGUGAGUGGAGGCACAUCAGUGCCACCAAGAAUUGAUGUGUUAAGAAUAGGGGCAGUUUAUUGAUUACAUUUCUACCCCAUCCUCCUCGCAAGGACCACAAGAAAGUAGGUAAGAUUCCCAGGUGUUCUCCACCUGGGCAGUGACCAGAUCCAAAGGCCCAACGUCACACCAUUUGCAGGAGAGGGUGGAGAUGCCCUCCACAGUUAAAAGGCGAGUUGUAAAGAUGUUUUAUGUUUACUCAGUUACUUAAUGCCGGUGUGGAGAGCCUUUGGCCCUGUGAAUGUUGCUGAACAACAACUCCCAGCAUCUAUUGCCAUUGGCCUUGGUUGCCAAUGUUGUCUGGAGCUGUAGUUCCCCCAGGCUUGACUUAUGAAAGAGAAAUGUCUCAAUUCAGAAAAUCUGAAGAUGAACAAACAAUGAUUUCCUCGUGGGGCCAUACACCAUUAUAUAGAGCAGGGAUCGCCAGAUUUUGAAUAGCUGAGGAACUUCUCUGCCCUGUGGGAUGGAGGCAUCCAGACAAUGGCUUAUGUCUACCCGCUGCCUGGGACAGGCAGGGUGAUACUAGAUUUGUAGACCAUUGCUGGUUGAAGAGGCUCCUUCUCAGUUCCUUCCCUGUAUACCUCUCUCAGCUCUCUGAAUAGCAUCGCCAUCUAUCGUGGAUCCUUUUUCUGGUUGCUGUGCUCUAUUUCCAAGUGUCUUCUUCCACUUCACAGCUUCUGUCGAACAAGGGCCCUUACGGAACAACGCAAUGCAGGAAAUUGCUGAGCUUUUUUAUACUUAUUACCGCCCGAACUAUGGAACACCGUCCUCUGGGUAUGAGGCCAGCACUGCCACCUGCCAUGACCACCAGGGGGCAAGCACAUCCCGCAUUAGGGGCAGGGAGGCUGAAUAUAAUGCAUUUCCCAGCACUUCUGCGUCUUGGUCCUUCCAAGCCUCUAAUGCAUCUGCUGCUCACCGGGUUCCCACUUCCACGGCAGCCUCUACCUCGGUUCUGGCUCCAGGCAUCACUCAGGAUCUCUACCAAAGCAUUAAACAGCCAGUGAUGGGAGUGCUUGAGCAGCUGAAGGCUGCAGUGGGUCGCAUGCGCCAUAGGUCAGCAAAUGGCGCGAGGUCAAGCAGAUGGCACUCUUCUUCUGAGCCCUCUUCAGAAUCCUCACCCAGAAACCACAAAAGGGCUAAGAGGAAGGCAACUGAUGCGUCCGGGAAGGUUGCUGAGCAAAGGGACACCAGACGUUGCCAUAAAAUUCUGGGAAAAGACAAGAGGAAUAGUUGUAAGCCUGCAGGCAAUUUGGAGAAGGGAGCAGAGGGAGGACAUUCGGACCAAAGUCCUUCCGACCUCUAAGCUUUUCAAUCCCAAUGACUAUGAACCUCUUUUGGACAGAGUACUUUCCACCUUAGACCUUCAGGAUCCAGUUCCAGUGCCUCCGCAGCAGCCCAAUAGAGCUGGCUUUGGGAAGCUCACCCUCAGAGAAAUUCCUUUACUUCCUGAAUUUAAGGAAAUGGGCAGCGCCUUCACAGCAGAAGAGCAACACAAGUGUGGCAGAGCAUUUAUAUCCUUUCCCACCGGCGUUCAUGGAGAUGUUGAAGGUGCCCCUGGUAAACAUUCCAGCAGGGGUGCUUCUCCCAGGUGACAUUGUUCAUCGGGAUGGAAAGAUGACCCUUCAAGACCGAUUUCACGGCUCAUCUGACAAAGCUUUCUGUAAGGCCCACAAAUCAAAGGCAUUGGCCCUUCGAGUGGCCAUGGCUGCCUCCAUUAUGGCUCGGACUUCCUUGGUUUGGCUGCAUGAUUGGCUGAUGAAGAACUGGAAAGCGCUACCCUUAAAAGUUCUCUCGGUUGACAAUACAAAGCAGCUGCUUUGAUUGCGGAUGCAACUUGGGAUGCCGUUCCGUGUUUGUCCAGGGCCAUCGCGGAUGCAGUUGUGGCACGCAGGUAUCUCUGGGUGGUGCAUUCUUCAGUGGACUUGGCUUUUUGGGACACCUUUCAGUGACAUCCACCUCUUUGAUGAAGAGUUGCCGGAAGAUGUAUUGAGGAAAACCAAAAGCAAGAAAACAGCCGUGCCUUCAGUUCAAAAGAAGCAGGAGUAAAGGCAACCUUGCAGGGGUGCCUCUUCCUCCUCCUCUCAUUCUAACACAGUUCUGUCCUGUACUGAAGAGUUCAAAUUGGGCAAGCCCUUCUGUCUGGGUCCAGGUUUCAAACAAAAGGGCAAGGCUCAAUAUCCUCCUGGGGGAGUUUGUCCCACACCUCUAGGAGAAAUGGACAGUGGUUUUGAUGCCACCUCUCCUGCAGUGGGAGGUCAGCCUCAGCUGUUUUCUCCCAUGUGGGAAAGGUGAACAAAGAAUCUCUGUAUUGAGGACAAUAAACACCGUAUAAUUUUCCAUCAAUACCCAGAGAUACAUUCCAGCCAUCUCCCGCAUCAAAAGUCUCCCUUAGAACGGUGACCUGCCAUCUCCUUGACAUCCAUGCAACUGAGUUCAUUCCCCAGGGGGAGAGAAACUAGGGGGUUCUGUCAUCUUUGCAGUGUUGAAGAAGUGGUGUGUGGCAAACCAUAGUGGACCUGAAGUAUAUCAGGUUUAGAAUGGAGGCCCAGUUUCGACAGGGGAAACCCUUUGUCUUGGAGAUUUCUCAAGUUCCAUAGACUUACCUGAAACCUCUCCAUUUUCUGAUAACAGAACCAUGCAAGAAGUUUGUCCAUUUCUGUUAUCCGAAUAAGCAUUAGCAGUAUCCCCUGUUUCCCUUUGUCCUGGUGUUCCGCUCCCCUCCCCCUGGAUAAUUCUCACAACUCAUGGUCUCAGUGGUGGUCUCCUUGGCCAGGUCGUCUUGUCAGCAGGCAUCUCUGGGCUAAGCAGGCCAUCAUCAACACCUUCCAGUCACAGGGAUUUUUAAAUUGAGCCCUCUCCAGCCUUCCCAGUCCAUCAAGUACUUAGGAACUCAGACUGACGCUGUCAUUAGUCAGUUGAGAGGAAACAGGUGCUGUGGCAGGAUUUCACCAGUAUCUGUUCCAAAAGGUCAGACAAUGUCAUUAUUAUCCCCCCCCCCCAAUAAACCUGGCCUGUUAGGCUUCAUGAUAUCCUGUACCACGGUUGUCGCAUGAACCAGAUUUUACAUGCACCCCUUUCAGUGGCUCCUGUUGCUAUUUCAGUUCACAGCAGUGGGAGGAAAUCUUUCCCGUGGCGGCUCAGGCUGCAAAACCUCAAUGGGGGGUGGUGGGGGUGGUGAUGACAGUCGAUGCCAUGUUGGAUGGGAAGGCACAGUGUUGGGGACAAGUAUUCCCAGGAUACUGUUCUCUUGCAGAGGCCCUUCACAGCAUAAACUGGCUGGACUGCAGAGCUGUAGGCUUGGAACUGCAAUCCUUCUCCAGCCUGGUCCAUCAAGCUUACAGGCUUGUCAAGACUAAUAACAUGGCGGUGAAAGAUGUUGGAGGCGGCGUGAGAUCAAGAGCCCUCCAACCUCAAACGGAACUUGCCCUGGUGUGUGCAGGGCACCAUCUGCAAUAGCUCUUGGUGGAACACAUCAAGGGCUCUUUGAAAUCAGACAGCAGAUUUUCUGAGACCCAGAAGAGUGAAGUCUGUCAGUCUCUGCGUUCAAGACUCUGACAUAAAGGUUUGAACUACUUUGUAACCUCAGUGUUUUCACUCUCUCAUGUCAUGCUUAUUGCAUGGCAUAGAAGACACAGCUGUUGUCAACAGCCUUGGCCUCUGGGCUGCUAUAAAGUACAUAUUUAUGCCAAUGCCAAUCCUACCUAUGAUUCUACCAAAAGAAGAAAAUCCAGGUCGCACAAGCAACAGUGAGAUUGGUAGACCUUUUUCGGCCAUGGAGGCUGUGGUUUUGUUUUUGUUUUGUUCUGUUUUUUUUUUUAAAGCUUGAGGUCCUUGGUUCCUGCCUCCAUUCAGGAUUCCUCUGUUGCAAGCGACCUCAUUUUAUCUGAAACCAGAGUGGCUCUGAUUAGCUGGCUGGCACCUGAGCAGGUGACCCUUGCAAAAUUAGACUACUCCAAGUUGGUCAUCCAGAACACACUCGUCACCCUUUUACUAUUAGAAUGCAUGAGUCUUUGCAGGGAGCAUUUCCUGCACUGGUCCAAGCGCAGCGACAGAGGAGACAGGUCAGCGGGUGUUAGAAGUGUGACUGCAUUUACUCUAAGAGGGUCUGGACCUUGCACUCAGGCCAGCAAUGUGCAUAGGCAUGAGGUGCUCCCUCACCUUGAUAUUGUUGCAGCCAGGCUGUCAUCAGAUCAACACUCAUCUGCACAUCAGGAGGAUCCUCAAGGGGGCAUCACUGAUCAGCCUGACCCCUGUCCACACGAUCCCAAUUUGGAGCUUGCAUGUAGUUCUCGGGGCGCUUAUGAAUGAGUCAUUUCAGCCACUGCGUUUGUCUCAACAUCAUUGAGGUGUGUCUCUGAACUGCAGGCUUUCUCCAUCAAGGACCAUUUUGUGCAUUUAUGAAGAGGGUGUAGUAAUCCUAAGGUAAAGAUCUGCCCUGUAAUUCCCAAGUUAUUUCUUGGUUUUGGGGUUCACAAUAGGCCAGAACAUUCAGAGACACAGUGGGCAUACUCUGUGGGUGAAUGUGGAAGCAAAUAGGAGUUAAUUUUUUUAUUAUUUCUUGUGCCCCACAUUUUGGGAAUUGGUGUGUGAGACUCUUUGAGACUCCUAGUGGGUGGGGAGCAGCAGGUUCCUUAAUCUGUGAUCUCUAACUCAGGGGUGGCUCAUCUGUGCCCCCCCCCCCGAUUUUGCUGGACUCCCAAGUUCCCACUAUCCCCAGCUAGCAUGGCCAGUGGUCAAGGAUAAUGGGAGCUGGAGUGCAGCUCUUCCUCCCAAAAGAUGCCCAGGGCAGGUCACAAGAGUUUAAAGUGGUUUAAAACAAAUUACAAUUGCAAGAGUCGGGUGGGUCCUAUCAAUAUAGCAUUGCCAGAAGCACAGGAGAACGGUGUGGGAUAUCAGCCUCUUUCUGAGGGACACAGCAUGUAUUGGGAAGAAAUAAGCAUUUUUGUUUUCUGCCACCCCCACCCUAAUUCUCUGCUAUAGGGGUACUCCUGCAGCAAUUCAUGCAUGAUGUUUCUGUGGAAUAUAACAAGUAUCUGUCUGGAAAUAGAAUUGCUCCAGACUUCCCCAAAUGCCUUUGCCAUCGGAAUUUGCGUCCUGGGAAGUGUGAAAAAUGCAGCUCCUUCCCUUUGUAUACUGUGCACAGGUAAUGUAGGAAACACUGUCAAUACAUGUUUACAAAUGUAUAUACCUUCGUGUCUGUUGUGGAUAUUAAGGCUGUUGCCCUACAGCAGUGUUAGAAACUCAGAUAUGUAAGCUAAUCACCUAAUGGCACCUUAAACCUAGGUUAUGUUUGGCACAACGGAUUGUCUAGGCGCCUUUCUUUUUUAAGCAAUGAAAUUUAUUAUUAUCAUUAAUUUCAUUUCUGUCCUGCUUUAUAUUUCAAAGAAAAAGAAUCUCAAACUGGUUUACAGCACAUUAAAAUAUCCAAUAAAACAUUCCAGAAUAAAACAAAUUCAAGCCUCAAGGAAAAUAUUUCAAAUCUUUUUCUAAGCGACAUUUUGAUCUAUUUGUUUACCUACUUAAUUUAUAUAGCUGCCCCAUAGAAGUACUCUAGGAAGUCAGUGUGGUGUAGUGGUUAGCAGUGGCGGAGCUUCAUGCUCUGGAACUGGGGGGCGGAGAGCAGGCGGGGGCGGGGCUGGCAUACAUCCUGGGGGCAUGGCACACGUCCUGGGGGUGUGACGUGCUGCCUGCAGGGGCGUGGUGCCCAGCGCAGCAGGGGGGGUGGCAGCUGCCAGGGGUGGUGCGCUCCCCCUGUGCUCCUCUUCCUCCGCCAGUGGCGGUUAGAGUGUCAGACUAGGACCUGGGAGAUCAGGGCUCAAAUCCCCAUUCAGUCAUGAAACUUGCUGGGUCACCUUGGGGCGUUCCUGGACGAUGUAUGGAUACAUUGCCUAGGCCUAGUCUACAGGCAGAUUUGCCUACAUUUGCCCGUAAAGUGUGUUGAUUUGUCAACUUAAGAUUUCCAAUGGUAAUAGUCCCCCCCCCCAACACCUCCAUGAUCAAGUGACAAAUGUUGCAAAAACCUGCUCCAUCUGUGACUCAGAAGCUUUUGGGUUUCAUUUUUCUAGUUAUGCUUCUGUUUCUGAACUCGUAACAGCCUUUCUAAAUCUGGCUGAGAAAGAGAGACCCAAAACAGAGGUCAUCAUGCUUAUGGGAGCAACCAGGGAAAUCGCACUCCACAAGGACCUCACUCCGUAAGUAACCCAGGCAGAUUUGCCUGGCGACCCUUGCGUGUAUCUCACUGCUAUUGCAACUCUUGCCUUAACAUACGUUGAAGAUUGUUGGCUGAAGAGGUGGAAAUGGAGUAAAGGGAUAGGUGACGCUGCUUCCUUGGGUUUCUUUAGGGGGGGAGAUUUGCAAACUAGUCUGCGAGCUUCAUUCAAGUGGUUGAAGAUGGGAGACCUCAUAUCCAUUGCAUUUGCUAUUCAUGCUGAUUUUUAAAUUGUAUUUUUAUUGCCAUUUUUAUUUCUUAGAUGUUUCAUUGUAUUAGUUUGAACUCUAUGGAGGGAAAACUCUGCAGAGGACAGAGACAUGUUGGGAAGGGCUGGGGCCAGCUCUACUCUUGAGCAAAGCAAAGAACCAAACUUUUUCAAAGGAAAAGUUUCCCAUUUUACAGAAAUGCUGGCAAAAACUGAGUAAUGGAGCUUGGUGUUCCUGUCUUCCUUUCUUUGUCAGCUUUGCGCAAAACGUUGGUCACUUGGUGUCGCUGAGCCAGGCUGUGCCUUGUCUAAUGUCCAGGUAAGGCAAUCAGGGUGCUUAGUGCCUGGCUGCUGCAAAAAGCUCUAAAUCAGCCAUCCCCCAACCUGGGGCCCUGCAACUCCCAUCAGCUCCAGCCAGCACAGGCAGUAGUCAAGGCUGAAGAGUGUUGCUGUCUCAAACAACUGGAGGUCAUCCAGGAUGGGGGAAAAGGAGUAGAUGUUAGACGGAAUCAAGGAGGGGUGGGGAACAGAAUUAAAUCCAUCAAACUUUUCACAACUCUAUAGAAUAAAAGCAUUGCCACGCUUGACCUUGGCUUUGCUUUAAUCUCUACAAUUUUUGGGGGGUGGUGGUGGUGGUGGUAAUUAUCUCCUCUUUCCUUACUCCCUGGAGUCUCAUUAAUGAGGGCAUUGAAAUAUGUGAUGCCUCAUGUAAUCUCCCCCAGCUUGUCUUUUCCAUUCACUUUCUUAGCACAAAAUGGAAUUGUAGCAAAGGUUAAUGAAGAACAGACACGAACCCCUUUUGGGGAAACCUGUUCCCUUUUUUUCUUUUAAAUUAAUCAUCACUUUCACCUAUCCUUAUUUUAAGCGAUUCUACCCUCCAGGAACUUUGAAACAGUGUAUCGGGCAUUUCACUGCAUAAAGCUACUCUUCUCAUUACUGAAUAGAAUUAUUCAGAAUGUAAGAUCUUCAUCCCAGUGGUCUGUUUAGGUGUAGACACUUUCUGGUGCAAAAAAAAAUAGGUUGGGGUACGAUGGUUAGUCCCACAUUUGGAAAGGGUCUCCUGUGGCAGAGAUCCCCUUCUGCAGAAAAAUAGUGGGAGAGCCAGCUCAUGGCCUCUCAACACCUCUUAGGAUAAAUUUAAAUAAAUGUGUUAGCUGCAGACACAUCCCAGCCACUAGCCAUAAGCUGGUUUCGCACGUGGGGUGUGUGUGUGUGUGUGUGUGUGUGUGUGAGAGAGAGAGAGAGAGAGAGAGAGCAUGGAUGUCUGGUGUGCAACCAGUCCCCUUUAUCGCUGAGUUUUCCUGCUGUACGGAAAAGGAAUUCUGGAAAGCUGUUGUGCCUAGAAAUCUUUCCAAAGUCAGUGGCCUCAGAGCAGCUGAUGUUGGGUCAUCCUGCUACGCUAGCUGAUACUAAGAGAGUUUGCAGGCUGCCCCUUAUCUCAGUCUUGGUAGAGCAUCUGCCUUGCAUACAGAAUAUUCCAGGUUCAAUCUCCAGGUAGGGAUAGGAAAGAGCCUGAUCUGAAAUUCUGGAGAGCUGCCGGGCUGGAUAGGGGCUGGUGGGAGUUGUCCAAAACUUCUGAAGGGCAGCAGACUAGGGACAGUUGCUUCAAAGGUUCUUCUUUUGUUCUAAUUAGUCAUUACCUUUCAGGAUCACAAGACGACUUCAGAGGCUGCUGGUGCUGAAUGACUUUCCGAAGCCUUUGUAUAACAAGCUCACCGCGUUUUACCACUCCAUUCCUUUCCCGGUUCACUGCCAUAUCUUCUCAAAUAGGUAUGCUUCCUUGCUUGAACUGUGUGUUUGGAUCUGAAAGGAAUAUAUUCUCAAGAUUUUUGGUUUCCCACCAUGCAUAUUUAUUUAUUUCACAAAAUGUAUGUACCACAUGAUUGGAAAAAGCCAGACAAACCUCAAAGCGGUGUACGAAAAGAAUAAAACAGUAACACUAUCAAUAAAAACAGUUUAAAAGAGCUGUUUAAAACAUUUUUUAUUUUUAAAAAAUCAGUGAUAAGCUAAAAAUAGUUUAAAACACAUGUCAUCAUUCCUCAUACUUGGGUAGGCUUGCCUGAAUAAAAAUGUUUUUAGCAGGUGCUAAAAGAGCACAGAGAUGGCACUUGCCUGAUGUCAACAGGCAGGGGCUUCCAAAGUGUAGGAACAAGUAUUGUGUGGCACCAGUAAAUAGUGCCAGUUCUGCAGAUCGAAGCAGUUGAGUGGGCAUAUAUGGGUAAGGCAAUCUUGCAGGUAAAUAGCUCCUAAGCUGUUAAGAACUUUAUAUACUAAUCAUAACACCUUGAACUUGGCUCAGUAUCACAUCAGAAGCCAGUGCAAGUCUAUGAACAAAGUCCCCCCCCCCAACCCCCCCCCCACACUCUCAUUGCUGCAGUAUUAGCUGCCAUUGCCCUGUCGCCAGUGUGAUCUCUUGAGAGCACACUCACGGCAGUUAGCCUGUGACUUGAAGCAAGGGUGACAAUAUUCCUGGCACAUUGCUCUCUCUGAUUUGAUCCUAAGCCCACAUAAACACGGCCUCGUUUUCAUUUCAGCUUGAAUUUCGCUCCCUGGGAUCACUGUUUGCUGAUCUCCGUCUUGAAAGGACAAAAUGUUACUGGCCAACGGACGCUGAAAGGGAAGAAAGAAUGCCUUUGUGAAACAGUUGCCGUAGUAGAGGCACGAAUUGAAAGGAUGGAAGGCUGCAGGCAGUAAGUACCUAUGGAACAGAGGGAGCAUAAGAAAUGACUUCAAAAAGCAAGACUAGCCCAGCGUUUGAUCUCCAACUACAGUUGUUCAGAUCCCCCUGAGAAAAGCUCACAGGCAGAUAAAAGAACCUAGCAAAUUGGCUUGCACCAAGGUAGACCCUUGAUCCAUAUAGCUGAAUAUUGCCUUCACUGGCUGUCAGUGGCUCUCCAGGGUUUUAUUAUUAUUUAUUAAAUUUGUAUACCGCCCUUCAUCUGAAGAUCGCGGUGCAGUAAAGGGGACAGUUCCAUUCCAACCUGAAUAUGUUGUUGGAGAUCAAGCUCGAGAUCCCCUGUAUGCAAAGCACUUGCUCUAUCACUGAGCCACGGCUCUUUCCCUUGAUGGGAUAUCACCCUCCCUGGUUACCUGUACGUGCCAUCUGCUUGUUUCCAGUUUCUGCAGAGUCUUGUCUCAAAGGUGUUUUCCAUAAACUUUCAUAAACUUGCCUGAUUUUGGUGGCUCUUGCUAAAUCAUCCAUAGCAAUAAAGCUUGUUGUGAGUGGAAAUGUGCUCUCGGGUUGAAUAUUUAGUACUGUAACCACAAGCGCUAGCAAUAUUUUCACAAUAAAACCCAGUGAUUAUAAAAACAGCUAACAAAAAGGAGUAAAAAACAAACUUCAGGAAAGGAGGGGUGGAAAGUCAAGAAGAAACUAUGUAUGAAUGAUAAAUGCUUUGCAAUCUCUUUAGAGAAUUGAAAAUUAUAUUUUUAAAAAUUAAAGCCCUAGAGGAACAUGACCAUCUUGGGGGAGGGGAUCUCUUUGGCCCUGUGUGUUGAAAACAUUAUUCCUUUUGCUAGUGUGGCCUGAUUCACACAUCAUGGUAAGCCAAAGUAUGAUUUUCUGGGACCAUUCAGACGUGUUGACUGCCAUAGGGGAGCUCCCUGGUCCUUUUAGCUCAAUGCAGCAGGUUCGCUAAACCAAGGGUCUUCUCCGAACCCAGAUAUCUCAUAAGAACAUUAAGAAGAACCCACUGGAUUAGGCCAGUGGCCUAUUUAGCAUCUAGUCCAGCAUCCUGUUCUUAGAGUGUCCAUCUGGAUGACUGUGGCAAACCCUUAAGCAGGACCUGAGCCAAGAGCCUUUUCCCCAGCGCCACCGUGGAUGGCUCAGUUGGUAGAGCAUGAGACUCUAAAUCUGAGGGUUGUGGGCUUGAGCCCCAUGUUGGGCAAAAGAUUCCUGCAUUGCAGGGUGUUGGCCUAGGUGACCCUCAUGGUCCCUUCCAGCUCUACAAUCCUACGAUUCUAUGAACCAUUACUGCCACUGGCUGUGGAGGAAGAGCAGGGUCAUGAUGGCCGGCAGCCAUUAGCCUCCACAAAUUCGUCCAGUCCUUUUUUGGAAGCCUUUUAUGUUGGCGGCUGUCACUGCCUCAUGCGGGAGCAGGUUCCACAGUUUCCUUCUUAACCACAACAUGUAGCCAAGAACAAAUCUUGACUAUUGAUCAUGUUUGAGGAGGGAGCUUAAGGAUUUCAGGUUCAGAUGACACACUCAGCCAAGCCUGGCUUAGCUACACCACACUGAGCCUGAAAGCUGUGAGGGUGGUGAGGAGGGAAUAAAUCUCCUCCUUGGCAGCCAGUGCUUUUGCACUAAGCCAUGGUUUGGCUUUCCUGACAUGUAAAUGCAGCCUGUAUCAAAUCUUCCUAUGGCGUUACUCCAUGCCCUUUGGAGUAGUCUCUUGCAACCAUUUGGGGAGCCUUCAUCACUGGGUCAUCGCCCUCCAUUCCUGUCCUAAUGCCUUUCAUUCUUCCCCAGAUACAAGGAGCUGAUCCGUUAUUUGAAGGUGGUGAAAUGCAAUGAUUCCAAGUGGUAAGCGAUUUGAAAUUGCUCACAACUCUCCGUGGAGGGUUUAUUUUAAUCUUCUGUUUACUGGUGGGAUUUUGUUUAAAGCUUGCACACCUAAAAUCUUUAAAACCAGGGGAAUCAUAGCUUGGGGCUCUCGAUAAACAAUAGUGGCCCUGUCUUUACUGAAUUAGGAAGUGAGGAGAUCAGAUUUUAGUGAGUCCCAAGUGUUUCCAGGCCUAGUUAAUGUAGGGCUGGGACAUUGCCCACUGACACCCUCUACUGAAACAGAAAAGGGUGUGCAAAAUGGACCCUUCGCUAAUUUGAAAGGCUCUUGGCUGCUUACAUUUCCUUUUUUCUUUACGGUUACAUAUUUCCACCUAGCAGUUUAGGACGCCUCUUUAGGUGGACUGUAGUCUUAAAGGAAUGUAGGAAGCUGCUUUGUAGCGAGUCGGACUGUUGCUCCAUCUAACUCAGAGUUGUCUACACUGACUGGCAGUGGCUCUCCAAGGUUUCAGGCAGGAGUCUCUCUCAGCCCUACCUGGAGAUGGCAUCAGGGAUCGAACCUGGGAUUUUCUGCAAACCAGGCAGAUGCUCUGUUGAGAGCCAGUGUGGUGUAGUGGUUAAGAGCGGAAGACUCGUAAUCUGGUGAACCGGGUUCGCUUCCCCGCUCCUCCACAUGCAGCUGCUGGGUGACCUUGGGCCAGUCACACUUCUUUGAAGUCUCUCAGCCCCACUGACCUCACAGAGUGUUUGUUGUGGGGGAGGAAGGGAAAGGAGAAUGUUAGCCGCUUUGAGACUCCUUAGGGUAGUGAUAAAGCAGGAUAUCAAAUCCAAGCUCUUCUUCUCUUCUUCUGUUGUUUGGCUAUGACUUUUCCCCUUAAUGCAACAAUAAAUAUUGUUCAUAUGCCACUGGAUCCCUCUCUGUGUGUCUGCAUUUUGCUGCAAUCAGUUUGCCUGUAGUAUUUGCUGCCUCUCAUUUGCCCAACUUCUAGGUUGCAGAAGUGGCAGGACAAGGUCCCCUUCUACCUGUGCAAAAGUGGAGAUUUUGUGGGCGCUGCACAGGCACUGUUUAUCGUCUACCCCAGAAGCUGCUGUGCGGCCUGCCGCCUUUCGCUGCUCCAAUUCGAGGUCUACCUGAAGAUGUUCCGAUCAGGACAGGCUCCCUUUGGAAAUGACAUGGAGGGCUCUGUGCUGUGGGGUCCAGCGGGCAAGUAUCCUUCGAUCUCGUUAUUGCUUCUGCUGGCUGUCUAUGGAGCAUCUCGCUGAGUGUUGUUCAUGAAGGGUGGCCAAUGUUUUUGAGCCGGUGAUCACAUUUUAUUAUGCUUUUAUAUAUGCUGGAAGCCACCCAGAAUGGCUGAGGCAAACCAGUCAGAUGGGUGGGGUACUCUUCUUCUUCUUCUUCUUUUGCUUCUUGGGGGCAGGGGAGAUAACACAAAAUGUCUGACACAUCUAAAAAGAGCAGAAAAGUAGACAGGACUACCAAAUAGCGCCCCACCAGCCUCUCACCUGCAAUACUGGGGGGAAGCACCUAUAUCAGCUACUGCCACAAUUUCUCUUACAGAAGCUUUUUGCAUCCUUCCUCUGCCCAGAAGAGAUGGGAGGAUGAGGGUCCAGUCCAUCUAGUGAAAUGUGGGCUUGUUUUAGGGUGGUGGUGGUUUUUCAGUGUAGGAGAGGUUGAGCCAGGGCAUACAGCCUUUCGUGUUUUAUGGAGAUGUGAGUGGGUAUUUACCUUUAAAGUAAUCUCUAAAGUCUUUAAAAACUAUUACUCACCUUUGUUCUGGGUCCUUAAAGGUAAAGGUACCCCUGACCAUUAGGUCCAGUCACGAACGACUCUGGGGUUGCGGCGCUCAUCUUGCUCUAAAGGCCGAGGGAGCCGGCGUUUUUCUGCAGGCAGUUUCCGAGUCAUGUGGCUAGUGCUUCUGGCGAACCAGAGCAGCGCACAGAAACGUCAUUUACCUUCCCACCGGAGUGGUACCUAUUUAUCUACUUGCACUUUGACGUGCUUUCGAACUGCUAGGUGGGCAGGAGCUGGGACCGAACAACGGGAGCUCACCUCGUCUCAGGGAUUCGAACUGCCGACCUUCUGAUUGGCAAGCCCUAGGCUGUGUUGUUUAGACCACUCCUUGCCUCCUACCAAAGGCUGGGUGGGGGACUUCUGUUGCAAAUAAAGAAAAAUAAAGAUCUGCCUUACUUUCACUGCCUCCAUCCAUUAAGCUCUGACUAAUAAUGGACACUGAGUCCCUUGUUGGGGAGUUGGGCUUCCAAAGCCAACCCCAAUUCUUUCUAUAACUCUGAUACUGUGAUCAUCUAGUCUAAUCCCUGCAAUGUAGGGGAGGUAGCGACAAGCAUACUGUCACGAAGUUGGCAGCUGUUGCUUUACAGGGUUUGAUUUUUAGCUGUCCCCUCUUUCUAGGCACUCCUGUAAAACUACCUGUUCUGCUCAAACAGAUGUUCAAGCUGUUCUACUGCAACGUAUCGUUGUACACAAGUGUGAGUACCAGUUUUAUUAGUUUUGUGGCAGUUAACCUUUCCCCUCCCCAAACGCCUUGGCCCAAUAUUGAGCCUGUUGGCGAAGGUGGCCUAUGGGUCUCUUCUAGAGCUGGGUGAUAUAUUGAUAGAUCGCCCCAAGCCGGUUUGAAAUCCAUAUCGUGAUAUUGGUUUCAUAAUUUUUGACCUGGCAAUAUAUCGCGAAUCAUUGUGCGUGUGCUGUGCGAAAAUCACAACAUGAAGCCAGCCAGUGCCUCUACAUAGCUCCAUUCUUAUUUCAGACACUGUGAUAUAUUGGUAUAUCACGAUGUUGAAAGCCAGCUAUUGCCCAGCCCUGGCUUCUUCCGCCCUGCUGGUUGUCAUCCAGUGGCCCAGAACUUCAUGUACAUGUGUGCUUCCCUCUCCAUCCAGAAGAUGGCAGACUCAUUUGAAAACAGAAGUGCUUUCUACUUACAAUAAUAAUAAUUUAUUAUUUAUACCCCACCCAUCUGGCUGGGUUUCCCCAGCCACUCUGGGCGGCUUCCAACAAAAUAUUAAAAUAUAAUAGUCUGUCAAACAUUAAAAGCUUCCCUAAACAGGGCUGCCUUCAGAUGUCCACUUCCACUCUGAAGCCUAUCUUCUGCUUCUACAGUGAAUGGAUGUGGUCUUUUGGAUAUGAUUUACUUCGCAGGGCAGACUGUGGCCCCCCCCCCCCAAAAAAAGUGAAGAAAGAAGUCUGUAAGUGGAGAGGUCAUCAUGGUUAGCUGCAGCUCCUUGCUCCUAAGGGGACCUGGACCCAGCCUCUCAACAACCCUGUGUAGUUGAGGUUAGGCUGAGAGAAUGGAGAAUUGGCAAACCUGUGAAUUAGCCCACGUAAUUUUCCAUCCAGCAACCAAGAGGGGAGGAGGGGAUGGCCAGUUGCCUACCUCAAUUCCUUGGAGGAAGGGGAGGGAUUUAAAAGGAGAGUAAUAAGGCUCUGGAAAGAGUACAGCAAAGGUGCCUGCAUGGUCAAUUGGCAGGGAGUUCCCAAGUGUAGGUCCUGCCAUGCUAAAAGGUAUAUUCCUUACAAAUAAAUAAACUAGCUGUGAAAUAAAUGCCAUUGAGCAACCCUGUGCUCUUCUGUCUUAAAAGAGUGAUUACUUUUGAUCAACUUCUCUGAAAUCCUAUUUUGAUUUCUGGUACCAAAUGAGCCCUGAUUUGUGUUUUUCAGCCCAAAUGCUGGAGUUCUAUGAUCAAAAUUUUUGCCAGCCACCCUGUUGUGGGAGCAGAUGGCAGCCUGACAGCCAUCACUUUAAAAGAACCAUCCCAGGAACUCCAGCAGGUAACACCAUUGACUUAGGGAUAUUAUUCCUCGAUGGGGGGGGGCAUGUAUCUCACUAUCAUGUCAGAGGGGAUGAUUCCUGGGCUGCCAUAAACUCACCAGGUACCUUUAAUGAACCCACCCUUUCUAGUCCUCCGUACAAGUACAACAUUCCAAUUAUUUAUUAUUUUAAAUCUACUAGUCACUUUUUUACCAAGGUACCAAAAAGCGACUUACAAUAUAUAAGCAAGCAAACACACAUGCAUUAAAACUGGCAUGAAAUAAAAAUCUAAAAGACAAUCCUGUUUUUAAAUGGCAGGAAUAAAGCAUCCCCAUCCACUAAAGGAAGCCAUAGAUAAAAGCCUAAGGCCUAGAGAAAAAGAAAUGCUUUUGCCUGUAAUGAUGGUGACUGGUGAGCUUCCCUGGGGAGAGCAUUUCACAACUGGGAAGCUGCUGCUGAAAAGGCCUGUUCUUGUGUUGCUACCUUCCCUGAUAACCUGUUGAGAGGGCACACAGAAGAAGCGUCUCAGACGAUGAUUGCAGGGGCUGGGUCACUUUUAUAGGGGGAGAGGUGGUCCUUGAGGUAUUGUGGUUCUGAGCCACGUGAGGCUUUAUAGGUCAAAACCAGCACUUUGAAUUGGAUGCAGAAUUGAAAUAGUAGCCAGAUGCUUGCAUAAAACAGAUAAUGUCUGGGGAGUGCUUUGAACUUGCUAUACAAAGGCUUUUAAAAAUAUAUUAUUUAUUUAAUGUAAUGCAUAUGCUGCUUGAUUGCAAAGAGAACCUUUAAGCUGUUUACCAAAAAUCUAGCAAACAUUAAAAUGGUCGAUAAAAGGUGAAUUUAAAAACGGGUAUAUAAAAUAAAAAUAAAAUUAAAAUCAACAGUUAAGCUAAAAACAGAUUAAAACACAUGUCAGCUUCUUCAUGUCUUGAUACAUGUGCCUGAGCAAAAAUGUUUUUAUCAGGUGCUUAGAAGAGUACAGUGAAAGGGGCUUCAUGGUGAAAGGGAGUUCCAAGGUGUAGGUGCAUAUCUAUCUAUCUACCCAGUCUGACACACUUAAACAGUGUCAGACUGGGUAUAUGUAUAUAUGCCAAGACGAUCCCUCAAAUAAACUUAUCCCAAGCUGCUAAGGACCCUAUAUACUAAAACAGUGGGCCUGAAACUUAUGCACAAUUUGCUUACAUGAUUAGGACUUCAGGCGCACGGCUGAAAAAUGAAUGAAUGGAAGCUGGGGUAAACCUGUCACGUAAAUAACUUUUUAUGCUCUCUGCCUUGCUUAGUGGCCUCUGGGAAGGAUGCAUGAGGCCUCUGGGAUGCUCCCGGGGCCCUCGUGUGACCUUCCCAGUAACUAGUAAGCAAGGUGCAGAGCAAGGCCUGCUCUGGACAGGUAGGGGCAGUUGCAUUGGGGUGGGGCUGGUUCCAGGGCUUUCCUGGCUCCACACAUUUUUGCCUUUGCAUGUGGACCCCCAGAACUCAACCAUCACAUAAGCUGCGGGCCCAGUGUAGAAAGACUUGGAAUUUGGCUCAGUAAUGAAGCAGAAACCAGUGCCGAUCUCUGAGCAGGGGUGUUACAUGCGAAUGGGGGUCUCACGCCUGUCAGCAAUUUUGCAUUAACUGCGGUUUCUGGCUCAAGUGCAAGAGAAGCCCCACCUGGAGUGCAUUGCCGUAAUCCACUCUUGGAAGUCACCAGUGCCUGAACUGAGCUCUGCCAGUCCAGGAAUGGCUGUAGGUGUCACACCAGUUGCAGAUGGUAAAAGGCAAUUCUAGCCCCCGAGGCUACCUGGGUCUGCAGGAAGAAAUCUGGAUGUAGAAGCAUCCGCAGACUGCAUGCCUGCUUGUUUGGUAGGAAAUCAGCCCCAUCCAGGGCAGACAAAUUGUCGGACAUUAUUGCAUGUUGAAAGUGCACAUGGCUGCUUGUUGCUGCUGUUGUCCUCUGGCACGCAGGAGGGAAAGACUGGGAGCUGCUCUGGGUAUCGAGGCUCUUCUUUUGAUUAUUGCGGUGACUUCACUUGCAGGUGGUCUCUGAAGAGUCACGCUACGUUGUUGAACAACUCACCCAAACCCCCCACUCUAAUGUUACCUUCUCAAAACACUUUGGCCAAGAUGUAAGUAUACACUUGAAGUAUACACUUCCUUUUGGGAAGCCUAGAUUCUGGGCUUCUUUACGCCAAAGGGUGUGAGCCCAACCUUCAUGCCUGUCAAAUCUACUUUGUUUUGUGCUAAUACCCUGAUCUGCCAGCCAGAACAAGCUGCGAAAGGCAUAUAAUUUGCAUUAAAGACCAGGGCGUCCCUGAGUCUGGGAAUUCUAAGCUCUCCGUCCUUCACACAGAUGUUCCCUGCUUAGUUCUUUUUACUUCAGCAGCCUCCUUUAGGUGGAGAAAGGUCAUUUUGUAGUCAAAAAUCCUGGUCAGUCUAUUGCAAAUCCCCAUCCACACCUGGCCCAAGGCAAUGUACAAAAUGCAAUAACAGCCGUUAAACACGACAUAGAAAAUAACAGCCGAUAAAUUUUAAAAAGCCAUACAAAGUGUAGACACCGCUGGCAGAUACUCGUUCAUGCUGCUGGCAAAGCUUGUCAGAACAGAAAUGUCUUCAAUUGUACCUCUCAUAGCAUGAUGGAGAUGCUGUUCUACAGAACAGGGGCAGCCAUGCUGAAAGCCCUGUUCUGAGUUAUUGCAGAGCAGCUUCUAGUUUGGGGAACCACUUGUUUAGCUCUUGCUGGGGAAGACUGUGUCUUAUAAUGAAGUAUGCUCUUCCAGGUGGUAGAGAAGGAGAGAUGCCUCUUCUAAAAUGGCAGCUGCAACCUGCAGUUUUUUACCGGUAAAUUGAAAAACAAAUUCAAUUUUUUAAAAAUAUGCUGCCCGGUUUAAUCAGCAGGCAUCUUUUUAAUCAAAAGGAUUUUGAUCGUCUCAUCUAGCAAAUUCAUCCAUUCAACAGUUCAUCCUUGUUUCUGACUGUUUCCUUUCUACCCUUCUAUUUGUCUCCUUCCAGUCAUCCUUGGAAGCUGGGCUCAUUUUUGUGGUCCAGGCAGUUCGGCAUAUGAUCCUGAUGGAACACAACUCCCUGUGCUCCUUCCUAGAAAUUGUGCUGGCUUUUGGGGUAAGCUUUUUUGUGUGUUCAUUAUCUUCCAUCAUAAGUUAUUCUGCAUAUUUCUUACUACAGCAGUGUUUCUGUGGGUUUGUAUGUGUGUAUGGAUAUAUAUUUGUGUGUAUGUACACACACGUGUACGUAUAUAUAUAUGUAAUUCUUAAUUUUUACAGCUCAAGAAAGCUUCCUUUUACAAUGAAACCUGGGGCGUUCAGCCUCAGUUAUGUUCUGUUAAGUUGCUGUGUUGUCCCUGCAUUUCUCUCUUCUCCCUUUCUGCAGAAUAACCUCUGGGCUCUGAAGCUUCUGCUGGAGUCUCUGGCUUAUCACGAGGAGGCUGUCCGUAACAUCGUUUCCUUGCUUCUUGCAGACCUCUGUUGCCACAAAACAGAAAUGUUGGGAUUGUAAGUUGGCAUUUAUUAAGCCCCUUCUGUUUUGUUCUUGGGAUCUGUCCUGAAAGGCUGAGCCACUUCAAGAGCAGACAUAGAUGAGAAAUCACUGCAUCCCCUCCCCUCUCCUUCCUGCCUGCUUUCUUAGUUCUAGGCCAGCAGCUUUUGAGACUUACGGCAGACCUCAGCAAGGCCUCACUGACUGCCUAGGCAGACCCUGUGCUGCUUUUUGAUGGCCUCUGGACACCUGUUUAUAGAGCAUCCAAGCUCGUUUGUUUUCUCAAAGCUUACAUGGAAAUCAGACUGUCCGGUCCUUACUGAGCAUCCUUUCAGGCCUUUUUUGCAGCAAGCUCAUAUAAUAUUGAUCAUCCUACUGAUUGGCCUGUGAGAUGUUCAUGUGUCUUCCUGUGGAUCAUUCAUUCAUGCCAAACAUUUUAGUGCAUUUCCCUCUUCCUCUCCUUGCCUCUAAAAGUCUGUGAGUAUGGAAAGGUGGAUUUGCUGAGAACCUUCAUCCACUUCUAUUACCCAAGGCCAGAUUUUUGGUCUGCACUUGAUUGCUCACUAUUGUAACGGUCAACUUCGGUGUCGUUUUGCUGGGCCAGCAGAAAAAAGUGCUCAAAGCUUCAGGGCAUGAAAGGAAAUGGUGGAUUCAUCCCUUCUCAUCAGCCAUUGCUGACUUAUGUGAGCUGCACUUACUGACCACAUAGAGGAGUGUCUGUUUAUCAAAAGAGCCGGGUCUUUUCUCUCUCUGUCAGCCUUCACCAACCUGGUGCCCUCCAAGUGUAGAACUCCCAUCAGCCCCAGCCAAAAUGGUUGCACUGGCUGAGGCUGAUGCAAAUGGUAGUCCAAAACAUGGCUGUGCUGGCUGGGAGCUGUAGUCCCAAACACCUGGAGGGCAUGAGUUGGCGAAGGCUGCUCUGUGCCACUCGCUCUGCAAUGACGUGUGAGCUGGCAUGCUCAGGACCUAUUGCAAAACCAGCAUGCAUCACCUGUGGACCUCUGGUACAAGUUGAAAAAUGGCUUUGGCUAAGCUGCCAGUUUGGCAGAUGCUGCCAAGGACCUUCGUUUUCUAUGAUUCCUUUCCUUUCCCCUCAGGUGGCAACACUGGGGUGCUCAGUAUGUGGGGGAGCUGCUGUGCCUCUUCCUGACAUCCAGGGAUAGAAACCUACCAUCAGUCGGCAUCUCCAUCAUCAAUAUUAUUGUGGAAAACCUGCCAAUGUGAGUGUCACAGUGUAUGAGGGUCACAGCUACAUUCCUCCCAUCCCAGCAACCCAGUUUUCCAAGAGGAAAAAUCAGAGUGCCAAUUACAAAAGCCCUGAAUCAGGAGUGGGGAGCAUUUUUCAACCUGAAUGCCACAUUCCCUUCCGGGGGUAGGCAGGACCAGGGGCAAUGCUUAUGCACAGGAAUGAAUGUAAAUGUUAUCUUUGUAUAGGUGCCUAGUUUCUACACACAAACGUACCUCUAUUUUCCAUAUAGGUAGGUGUUUUGAUUGUACAUGCAUAGAAAUGCUUUUAUUGUUAUUAGAGUUUGUAGAUGUGUUUUUUAGAGCUUUUGGGGAGCAUUUCAUCUAAUUUUGUACUUUGCUUCAAUGGCUUCAGGCUGUGAAGCAGUUUAAAUAACUUCGUAAAACAAGUAAAUAAACAGGAGCCACCAUCAGAGUUCAAGAACGCAUUCCAGGCAGGCAGAAACACUCCAGGAGGUAUGUAGCUGAAGAGGGCGUGUGGCUUGGGACUGAGUCCUGCAGGCUAAAUAAAGAGGCUUGGAGGGGCUGGCUUUGGCCAAAGGUUCUCCACCCCUGCCCUCAGUAGAUUGGGACUCAGACAUGGGAUCUCUCCCUAUAUCAGCUGCCCUGUGUGUUAAGAAGCCCUCUUCAAGGUCCUGCUGUUGGGGUAAGCACCAUGCGCAUUGACACAGGACCUGAACUUAUCUGUGGUGGCUCUUGUGGGCAUCUUUGAGACUCCCAUGUGUUGCGUUGUUGGUACGCAGCAUCUUUGGGUGAUGUAAAUGGAAUGCUAAAAAAUGAGAAGGUGGUUUUGCUUCAAGACGAGGGGGACCUGCAUCUUACCACCCCCUUCCCUUUCUUUCAGGUGUCCGUGGGCAAAGGAGGUUAGCAAAUUCCUUCAAAAAUCAGUAAGUAUGUGAUUCUUUUUCUGCAGUGGAGGUUAUUUAAUUAUUAUUUAUUUAUUUAUCUAAUUUCUAUUCUGUUUGUCUAAUUUCAUCUGAGGAUCACAGGACGGUUCACAAUAUGAAAACACAAAAACACACAACAUAGUAUCAAACAAAAACAAUAACUCCCCGCCCCCAGUUUAAUAGGCCAUAGGUUGUUUAAUUAGCCAGAGGCCUCGGAGGAGAGAGAUGCAACGAAGGCACCAGGCGAGUCUCCCUGGGGGGAGAGCAUUUGACAAACGGGGAGCCAUCACAGAAAAGGCCGUUCUCAUGUUGCCACCCUCCAGACCUCUCAUGGAGGAGGCACAUGAAAAAGCUUAUCCAGGAAUUGGUUGCUCCUCCCACUUGCCUUGGAGGCAGUGCAGUGCAAAUGUUAGCCCUGCCGGCUCUUUAAGACUGUUGCAAGAGAUGCAGUUGCCGUUAACAUAGAGGGAGUUGGGGGCAGUUAAGAGCAAAAGCAGCAAGAGUGUGGCUUGCAUCUAGUUCGAAGCUAAAACCAGGGAUGGUGAACUGUAUUCUUUGGUGCGGGGGGCGCGACCCACUUUUAUUUUUGUGGAACUAGAUGUGUGCAUUGCCACACAAUGAGGUCUCCCCCAAGAGCGGUCAAACUGUUGGUAACAGAGGAUUUCCCAGUUAUAGGUAGUAUAACUCAGGGUGGGUUCAAGGACCCUGGUGAUGCGGAAGAGGCAGUGAGGAAUGAGCAGGCACCCCAAAAGUUCCUCCCAGGAGGCAGAUUGUACAGUUCGUUUUCUGCAUGAGCAGGAGUCAAGACACCAUUUAUUUUCACAGAAUGAUGGCAUUCCCCACAUGCCCUGUGCACUGGCUGCCCAUAUGCUACCAGUUCAGGUACAAGGCUGUUGUGUUGAUAUACAAAGGCUCAAACAAUCUGAGGUCUAGGAUAUCCCAAAAGCUGUCCCUGAGAUCAUCCAGAAGAGUGCUGUUAGUUCUGUGCCAUCUUGGAGAAUCCCUGCUAGGCUCAAGUAGAAGUCUGGUGUUGAGUGUGGCUGGUCCCAUGCUGUGGAAGACCCUUCCAGCGGAUAUUUAGCAGAGGCCCUCUCUUGUUUUGACUUCCAGGCCUCUCCUGAAUACCAUUUAAUGUCUACAGGCCUAUGCAGCUGCUUAAAUUUCCUUGAUUCGCUUUAAUGAUUUUUUUGUACUGGUUGUAUGGGGUUUUAUGGUUUAUUGUAUACAUUGUACACCACCUUGAUGCUUCACAUGAGUUGGCAUAUGUAAAUACUCUUAUAAUUAAUUAGAUUGCUUUUGAAGCACUGGAUAUUCCCCCAUGGCUGUGUGUUGUGAGGGAACAUCAGUUGUGUCAAGAAAGCUGUAUUCAUUUUGGACAGCUUGCCCACUCUGACUUAUCUUCUUAUCAAGGACCAAAGGGUGUACUUUGAAAACCACUGGCCAGAAUGAGCCACCAUUCCACUUUUAUUCCUGUUCUUAAAUUCCAUUUUUUUACCCCCCCCUUUUUUUCUCUCCUACACAGACAAAACCAUUUGGCUGGGCAGAUUAUGAAGUUUCCACCUUUAUAGCCAUUUCACAGUCUUCCUUAUGCCUGAGACUCCCUAGGGUCUGCCAGCUUCCCUCACCUCUGGCUACUUCUGAGCAGCAAAGCUCUGGAUGACGUGCACCACCCCGCUCCUUGAUCAAGGCACCUUGAAGCCACAUUGCGCAGUGCAGUUCUGGAGGAAACGUGUGUUUGGGAGUUGUGGUUGAAUUUCCCUGUGGAGCUCUCCAGGAUCAAAAACAGGCAAAAACUGGGGCCCUCCUGAUGCUGAUGACCUCCAGCUCCCAUAAUCCCUGGCGGUAGCCUGUGCUCGCUGGGGCUGAUGGGAGGUGGAAUCCACCAGCAGCUGGAGGACCACAGGUUUCCCACUCCUGAUCUGGAAGGUUUAGAGCAGUGGUGGCCAAACUUGGCCCUCCAGUUGUUUUCGGACUACAACUCCCAUCAUCCCUAGCUAACAGGACCUGUGGUCAGGGCCAUCAAGUUUGGCCAUCACUGGUUUAGAGAAUACAGAGGUUUAUUGCUGAGAGGAGAAAGCAACAUGAAACUUCUUCCUGCAAGAGUUGUUAUAGACCUGUGCUAUCUAUGCCCAGCCUACAUGAACUUCUCUCUGUCCAUAUGUGAUGAAUCUCAAGAAAGUCUCACCCGUGAAGACCAUAUGAAGCCGCCCAGUUUGAUGCAUGAGACCUCUGCCCUGUGUUUGGCGCAGGUAGUCACACAGCACAUGCAUAGAUUUUUGCCAUGGUGUGUCCUCUUCUUGCAUCUGGGUUUGCUGGGUUAACCCAGAGCACAGCACCUGCCCCCCACCUUAUUUUUUUCAGUCCUUCUCAAGCAAAUGAGGGCGAAGGUGUUGCAUGGUGCCUGUGGUACCAAAUGUCAAAGCAGAAGCUGCUUCUUCAUGUCACACUUUAAGGCCUUUUUCUGCAGUUGUGUUUUGCAAGCCAAUGAAAUGCACACAAGAGGAAAUGUGCCCUCCCAGCAAAUUGUUCUGGUUCUAUGGAAUUCACUUGGUUUCCUUCUGCUCUUUUCUUUUUGAAAGCAAAACUCAAGUUUGGCCUGGUUAGGAAAGUUGUUUUGCAAACACUGUUUUGUCUCCCCCUUUAUUAUUUUUCAAGACUUUCUAGUUAUAUAUUUAAAAUGGGGGGCGGGGCUGGGGAAUCAGUAAAGUUUCCUGCAUUUUUUUAUGCUUCUGCUGGAGUUUUUUGGACAUGGAGCAAACAUAUUUACACUGUGUAGAACUUUAAGGACAUGUCAAACUGUUGUACCUUUGAUCCAGAAAUGUAUAUAGUAGAACCACCUGUGUUCUGUCUAAUUGAAAUGAAUUAUUAUUAAAAUAAGGAUGUGCCUUUCUUGUCUGGAUUUCUGGAAAAACAGCAUUUCAUGCUUUGAUUAGAGCUACCCCCGGUAGGACGCGGGUGGUGUUGUGGGUUAAACCACAGAGCCUAGGGCUUGCCAAUCAGAAGGUCGGCGGUUCGAAUCCCUUCGACGGGAUGAGCUCCCGUUUCUCGGUGCCUGCUCCUGCCCACCUAGCCGUUUGAAAGCACGUCCAAGGGCAAGUAGAUAAAUUGGUACCACUCCAGUGGGAAGGUAAACGGUGUUUCUGUGCACUGCUCUGGUUCGCCAGAAGCGGCUUAGUCAUGCUGGCCACAUGACCCGGAAGCUGUACACUGGCUCCCUCGGCCAAUAAAGCGAGAUGAGCGCCGCAACUCCAGAGUUGUCCGUGACUGGACCUAAUGGUCAGGAGUCCCUUUACCUUUACCCCCGGUGUGCUCCUCUGGUGAGCCAAAUGUGCCCCCCAAGGCGUCUCUGGUCCUUGGAACUCUCUUGGAACAUCCCCUCACAAGCCUUCCCUUACACCCUCCCUGAGUGUUCUUGCCUGGCUGCAAUGUGUCCUUAAGCUCCAGUGAUACCUAUCGUUUGCCUGGGUGGAGGAUGGCUAAUGAGUAUAGAAACUAACCUACUGUUCAAAGGUAAAAUUUGGAUUCAUUGCUCCAUCUUUGUUCCUGGAGCAAUUGUGGUGUGGUGCUAACCUGCUGUCUUCAUUCAUCUCUUCCACACACCACUAUGACUCCUCUUCAAGAACAGACUGGACAAAACAAAUGCAUUUUGCCUCGUGCUCAUUUUGCCUUCAGAAGCUUACAGAAUCCUCUCCAACUGUGGCUAACAAUAUCACAGGAGCUGGUGUGGUGAAGUGGUCUCUAUGCAACAUCAGUUGGCAAAUGCUCUUUAUUUUCUGCUUGAGUUGGUGGUUUCGGUUUUGCUCAUCCUGGGAAGGAGGCAAAGGCCUGUACAAAGUCCAAAACUUCAGGUUAGGCUGCUGCAGUGUUUUGUAUGUGGGGCUGCCUUUGAAGACGUUUCAGAACCAGCAGCAUGUGUGGGCAACUAGAUUGUUAACUGGCGACAAGAAAGUUUCUAAUCCAACUGCACCGGCUUCCAAUUUGUUUCCAGGCCCAAUUCAGAAUGCUGGUUUUCACUUUUAAAGUCUUCUGCAGGCAUUUCACCCUUUGCUACCAUGAAAUCUUUCCUGGCUCGUUCAUUCUCCCUUGUCCUUAGCUCUCCUUGGUGUGUCUUUAAACAGAGAAUUGCUUUCUGAAUGUCUUGGGAGAGAAAGAGACUAUUAAAGUUGCCGAGUUUUGGCUUGUAAGAACCAGUAGGAGUCUGUGUUUGAAAAGGGCUUUUAGGAUUACUAUGUUGUUAAAGAAAGUGAUGGGAAGGUUAAGCCACAAUGGAUGGGGACAGCAAUUUGAUAUGAUUAAUCUCUUCCCACUUUAUGAGUUUAUGAAGGCAGCUCUGUUGCUUUCAGCUGUUUUUUCAGUAGGAUCUGAAUCAACAAAUUGGUCCCACAUGAAGCAGCUGUCAAGGAGGUUGCGUAGCCAAGCCCCUAAAUGAGAGGUCACGUUUUUGUUGUUGCAAAUUGUGCCUGAUUAGAAAGCCCAUCUUCCACUAAUUCUUGAUGAGUGGGAAUUGGUCAGACAGACACUUGACACAUGCUCAGAACCCCCUUCUUGGUUAUUAGUUUACUAAGUGCCGAGCCUCUGAUCACUCUGCCUGCCAACCCGCCUGGAGCUCCUCCUUUCCACCCCAUGCAACCACUCUUGAAUGUGGGAAGGUACUGCGGAACAUCUGAGGGCUCCACAUCCUUUAUCUCUGCAACAUGAUGCAUCUGAGGAAUGGAAGAGGGAGAAGUUUAAAAUAGCCAUUCCCUGCUGCUUCAAUGUUUCUCCCUUCUUGCUAUAGUCAGACAAUGGCAAAAGUCUGAGUUAAAUGGAAGUGGAGAGACACAGACGAAAAUCGUGGUUUUAAAUAAUGGCAGAGGUUUGAGUAAAGCAGGGGUGGAGAUACAUCCUUUUAAUGAGUUGUAAUAAGGAGAAAUAACUUCUUCACCAAACCUUUAUUAGGCAUUACAAAUAUAGGCCAUCAUAAAACAUCUGCAUAUAAAACUUUAAAAUAUAUACAAAUAAACAGCCAUGUAAAAUAUAUAAUAAUGAGAAUUCUUGUGAUUUCUCCCUGCUAAAUAGUGCCAUUCAUAGGGAUACUAUUGACAAAAACUUAUUAACCUGGAAGUAACUGCAAGGGUGGGACACAGGUGGCGCUGUGGGUUAAACCACGGAGCCUAGGACUUGCCGAUCAGAAGGUCGGCUGUUUGAAUCCCUCCGACGGGGUGAGCUCCCACUGCUUGGUCCCAGCUCCUGCCCACCUAGCAGUUAGAAAGCACGUCAAAGUGCAAGUAGAUAAAUAGGUACCACUCUGGCAGGAAGGUAAACGGUGUUUCUGUGCGCUGCUCUGGUUCCCCAGAAGCGGCUUAGUCAUGCUGGCCACAUGACCCAGAAGCUGUACGCCGGCUCCCUUGGCCAAUAAAGCGAGAUGAGCGCCGCAACCCCAGAGUCGGCCACGACUGGACCCAAAUGGUCAGGAGUCCCUUAAACUGCAAGGGUGGCAAACAGAGAAGGCUACAAUGCAAGCUAACACAACCAAGCCUUUCCCAACUCCCUUCUUGCUGUACUCAAACCUUGUUUUACACUGCUGCUUCCCCCACAGUGUCACUGCCUUCUCACUCUAGUCAAAUCUCUGCUUGUUUAAAAUUGCCACUUUUCUCCUUUCAGUCUUUGUCCAUCCCUGAAUCAUAGACUCAGAGUUGGAAGGUACCCUGAGGAUCAUCUACAGUACUCCCUUACAGGGAUCAAACUUGCAACCUUUGUGUUAUCAGCACCACUCUGUAACCGACUCAGCUAUCCUGCUUUCCGCAAACCUCUGCUGUUAUUUUAAACCACCUCUUUCCCCUCUGUGCCAAUUCCUUCUCACUCCCAUGCUAUGACCCACGGGUAUUGUGCAACUUGUCUACCCCACCCUAAACAUACAAAUCCAGGACUGAGAUCAGGCACUGACUUCAUUCAAAUCCAAGGUUAUGAUGACAUGCUACAAAUCCUCCAGUGGGAGCUGUGUGAUGAUAGCCUUACACUUUCUUUGUAUAUAGGAAGAAAUACACGUUUUAAUUUUGAAGGGUUCCCUCCCCCAUUCAUCUUUUCCAAAUAAACAUACCAAAACAAAUUAUAUUUAUGAACUAUGUUGCCAAGCGAUUAAGAGCCAACUUUGCAACUGGCUGGCAGAUUAACAGAUGGCUGGCAGUCAUUGUAUUACACACACAACGUGUAUUAACACACAAAUGCAGUUCAUCAUUCCUUAAUCUGCCAUGCAUAACCCAAAAGCUGGUGUAUAAAAGCCUUUCGGGGGAUGGUUCUUUGUUAAUAGAGAUGCUCCAUCUUCUAAGGUAAAUUAACAAAAGGAUGAUUGUGGAUUUUUGGUCUGUUUUGAAUUUUACUCUUAUUUUCAAGUGUGUGUGUAUGUAUGAGUUAUACUCUGAUAUAUGGCUAUGAUCUGCCUUCACGGUCAGAAGCAGCAAUGCUUCUGAAUACCAGUUGCUAGAAACCACAAGCAGGGAGAGUUGCUCUUGUGCCCGGGUCCUGCUUUCAACUGGGGCAUCUGGUUGGCCACUGUGAGAAUAGGAUGCUGGACUAGAUGUGCCACUGGCCUGAUCCUGCAGACUCUUAUUUUCUUGUUAGCUAGCGCUAUGAGCAUAUUCAUGGAAAUGGUAAACACCCUCCCAUUUAGAUAAACAAUCGAUUCAUCUAGCUCAUUGUUUUUGACACUGACUCGCAGCAACUUUCUGGGCUUUCAGAUAAAUGUCCUUGGGGAUUGAACCCGGGCCAUUUGCAUGGCAAAACAUGUGCUUCGGGCCCUGGAGUAGACUGCGGCCCUCCAAACAUCUGUAUCUGGCCCUCAGGGUUUUCCCCAAGCCACACUUCUCAUGGGGUGCCUCAAGCACUUUCCUGUGGCUGGAAUGUGCCCUAGAAUUCCCUCAGGCCUCAAAAGUCUUAUACGGAAAUAUCCAAAGCCUUUGGGUACCUGUGGUAGGAAGUUCCACUUGGUAAAAAAAAAUACUUGAAAAACAUUUACCACACUUUAACGGUGCCCACAUUUUAUCAUCUGAAGCUGCCACCUCUGCCUGCCGCCCGUGAGAUAGAUACCAGGUUGUUUUUCAGUGUGCAGAAAAUCGCACUCAACAAACCCUCCGUGAGUGAGCAGCCCAGAGGCCAUUUUGUUGAUUGUCAUUCCCAUUUAAGAGGAUGAAGACGGAGCCCUGUGGCAGCCGGCCCAACAAGAAUGACGUCUUUCUCCAGAAUGACGUCUUUCUCUGGGCAGCUACGUGGGGAGUUUGUGUGUGUUUUGCUGUCCCACUAUAGUAAGAUCUCCCAAAAUCCAAUAACCCACAUCCCAACGUCACUUUGCUGCCACCAAAGCCCCACUCCCCAAUCCCUUCUGAUAAUUGUUUUGAAAAGGCAGCGCUCAGAGAUUACGCUGAUGUCAAAACAGCUUGAUAAUCUGGUCUUUGGGGAUCCGCUAUCACUGACCUCUUUACCAUAAUAGCCACGUGGUGUCCCUGGGGGUGGGGAAUGAGUUUUGACCUGCAGGGUGGAAGGCUCUGGAAGGAAGGUUUUGUUCUGGUGGAGGGGUGAGUGAUGUUUGGGUCAUGACCUACCAGCAAAAGUGUACCAGCAAAAAGCCUUUGCCAUCUUGCUUUUUAAAUUUUUUGCUUUAUUUAUUGUUCUUAUACUCUUAAGAUCCUCAAAGGAUGUGCAUUCCUCUGUGUCCCCACGGGUGAGCAUGCCUUCUCCCUUAGAACAGGCUGGGGAAUCUUUUUCAGCCCAAGGGCCACAUUACCUCCUAGGCAGCCUCCCAAGGGCCACAUGGUUGUGGUGGGUGGGGCCAGAAGCGAAAGUGGCAUAGCAACAAAUGAACAUUUUGCCUUUGUACAGCAAGUGAGAUUCUGCAUGCACCACUUUCCUCCAUCCUGACAAACAGGAGCCAUUAUCCAAAUUCAAGGACAUGAAUUUCAAUCUUGACAGAAUAUGCUCUUGAAUGGGAAGCUGGGCAAAUAGGAGGCUUGCUCAGGUAAAGAGGUCCAGAGCUAUCUUAUUUAUUAACUUUUGUCUUUCCCGAGGGAGCUAUGGAUGGCAAACAGGAAAGCAGUAAAACAAUACGAUUACAAAUGAAAUAUUUAAAAAUGUUAAUGCAUAGAAAUAUUUUAAAACAAACCAUUACUGUUAGUAAUUUCAAGGUCACAAAGAACAAUAAUGUUUAGCCAUCAAAUGCCUCAGUAAACAGGAAUAUUUUAAAAUUCCUGCUAAAUGUUAGUAAUGAGGGAGAGAAGCACACUCAGCUGGGAGGAUGUUCUGGAAAUGGGGAGCCACCACCAAGGAGGUCUUUUCAUGGUCUGACAGGCUUGAUAAUACUGGAGGCACUCUUUCAGGUAUUUUGGUCCCCAGCUGUUUAGGACUUUUGUACACCAGUACUAACACUUUGAAAAGGGCUUGGUAGCUUGCUACCCAGUUAGUGAGGCAUUCUCAGAAGAACCAGUGGCCCAUGAUCCCAUUGGGCCAAGCCCCUCACCAACUCAGCAGCCACAUUCUGCAUUAGCUGCAGCCUCAAGACCGUCUUCAAGGGCAGCCCGAUGCACAGGGGGUAAUCUUUCGUAAUAGGGCGCCCUGUGUGAGGCCAAAAUUUGUUGCUCCCACAUGGAUCUCUGCAAUUUUGUGCCCCCUUGGUCCAGUGCCCUGUGUGAGGGAGCCACUCGGACCACCCUAAAUCUGGUGCUGGCCAUGUCAAAAGGAGGGGGGUGAUGUUCUUCUGAUGCUCCCAGAGGUUAAGAUCAGCAAAGAGGACCCUCUUGACAGUUCCUCUGCCCUCAUAAAUAGUCUGGGAGAGGGACUUCUCUGUGGCUGCCCCAGGUUGCAGAAUUCCCCAUAGAGCUGUGUCUGGCACUUCAUUGUACAACUUUUGGUGAAUGCUGAAAAUGCACCUCUUACACCUCAGAUCAGGCCAGAACAGAGUGGAGUGGCCAGAUAGACAUGGGACUAUGAUUUUGAGAGGGGUCUACUCCAGGUCCUCCUGAUAGAGGCAAAGGGGGGACCUUUUGGUAAAGAUUAUUGAAACUGGGCUUACAUUUCCUAUCCUGGCUGGGCCUAUUGGUACUAGCUUUGCAUGACCCUGCCUGAGAUGUAUGUUUUCAGAGCCCGUCCUAUUCCCGUGACUGUGAUCUGUUUUAACUUUUUAAUUCUGGAUUUUAAAUUGCUGUAACCCACCCUGGAAAGUUCUAGUGAAGGACGAGCAACCUAGUAGUAGUAGUAGUAAUAAUAAUAAUAAUAAGAAGAAGAAGAAGAAGAAGAAGAAGAAGAAGAAGAAGAAGAAGAAAUCAAUCGGCCUACAGAGCCUUUUGGUAACUUCCCUGCUACGAUGGCGAUUGGUUUUAUUUAUUUAUUUGCUAGGCCUAAGCAAGUGCACCAGAAAUAGUGAUAUAUAACACACUUGUUUUGCUUUUGCACACAGUGUGCAUCUUCAGGUGUUCCUCACCCAUCCCUCCAGGCCCCAGGGAUGCAAUUAAGGUGCUGUUCUUAAGAGAGGGGAAGAGGUAUCUAUGGCAGCCCAAGCAUUCUUUGCCUCCAUCCCGAUCCCUCUAAUGAGACAGCCGCCUCAGCACCUUAUCCCCAUGGCUUUGUUUCAGCAGAACCUGUUGUAAGAGGGCAUUUGGAGCAAUUGCUACCCGCGGAAGACAAAGGGUGCACUUUCUCUUUCUCAGCUUAUCUGGGCUCCAAGCUGCUAAACAGAGCACCCGCGGGAGGGAGGAGGCUGGGGGGGGGGGAUUUCUCAUUAUCCCUGUUCUUUCCCUUUUGGGAGGCAGCUGGGCAGACUUUAAUAGAUUACAUUCAGGAUUUCAGAUUGUUAACAGCAACGGAGGGUUCUGCUUGGAGAGGCGAACGUACGGCUGAAAGUCCUGGGAAGCUGUUUUGAGCCUUUCUGUAGGUGGACACAAUCUUCUUCAGUGGGGAAAAUCUUCCUUUCAAAAAGAAAAAGAACAAACACACAACUUUCCCCCUUUGGUCUUUUAAGCCCAUACUCCUUCUUCCAAGGUAGGUUGCUGGUUUUGACUUCUUUUAUUAAUAAAACAUCAUGCCAAAUAGAUGGGGUGAAUAUUUCUGGUUAGAAAAAAAUGGGAUUGGUUUUGACCUCCAGACCAAGGCCUUUCCCCAUCUCUGCUCUUACAAAUUUCUGACUUUUUAUCAUUGUUUCGCUGAAUCCAACCAUGUUUUACUCGGAGUCGUUACAUUGAAAUGAAUGAAUCCAAGCUAGUUGUGUAUUAAUUUCAGUGGAUCUACUCUGAGUAGGGAUAACAUUGGAUGUGGCUCGUUGACUGGAAAUUAAUGAUAAUUAAAGGAAACUUCCAUGUCUGGGAGUAGUAUACCUUUUGAAUAUCAAGAUGCUGGAGGAGGGGGCAAGCAAAAGCAGGUAGCUGCCACCUUCAUGCUCCCAGAGACAUCUGGUAGUUGGAAUGUGGGAAGCUGCCUUAUACCAAGUCAGAUGGUUGGUUCAUCUAGUGUUUUCUAUACUGACCGGCAGCGGCUCUCUAUGAAUUUAGACAGGAGUGUUUUCACAGCCCUCCCUGGAGAUGCUGAGGAUUGAACCUGGGACCAUCUGAUGCUCUACCAUUGAGCUAAAGGAUGCAGCACUAGAUAACCCCUUAAAUCUCACCUGUGGGUUGCUUCCUGUGAGAGAGAAAUGUAUGUGUAUUGCUGGCCUGGUUAACAGAGAGGGAUGUUACUAUUGAAAAAGGAACUUGUUUCUGCUUGGCAUCUUUUAAGCAAUGCUGACAAUUAGUUUUACUUUAAAAUAUGUAUCAUCUUUUCCAACAACAAAAUGGUGCUCAUUCCUAUGCCUUUUGGUGUUUAGCAGCAGAAGCAAUCCUCAUUUUUAUCCUUGUAGACAUGAUGGUGUUAUGAUUUUUCAAGUGAGUUUAAAAUGAAAAAUUGCACAUAUUUCUCAGGGUUGGCAAAUGCUCCUUUUCCAUUUUUUGUGUGUGUUCCGGCAUAUCAGCAAUGUAGAAGCAGUUGUAAAGCAUGGUAUUAUGGGUGAAUGAUGAAAUGUUAAGUGUAUGCACAUGGCUGUCUUACAGGGAGGCCCAGUGAAACCAGUAAGUCCAGGUUAGAAAACUCCCUAGAUGCACUGCUGUUCUAGAGCAAGAUCUAGACUCCUCCGCCAUGCCACACAACCAGAGACUGGAUCCCGGGAUGUGCCCCAGGAUCUACUGCAGCCCCAGAGAAUGGCAUCUGGGGAGGGCGUCUGAAAUUUGCUGUCCUGUGUGGAUUCAUUUGAGCUCUUAAAGCUUGUUUGUUUUUCAACUGUGCCUUCACCCAGAGGGAGAUGAAACGCAAUGGACUAGCUGCGUUGGCACGGCCGACUGAUGCACUCAAGGUCCCCGAUGCUCUGGUGUGUUUGUUAUGGAGGAUGUUGUGCUGGGCAUGGUUCUGCUAAUCUUGGGUUAGCUCAACACUUGGGUGGAGUCUGGACUCCUGUUUUGGGCAUAAAGCAUUUGAUUGCAACUGGGAACCUCUGCAUGUGCAGAGCUGGUGCUGUACUACUGAACUAAGAUCCCAGUCCUCAUGGUUCUGAAGAAAGGGACAAUUUAAAUAGGAACAUAGGAAGUCACUGAAUACUGAGUUGCACCAUCUUGCCCAGUUUUGUGAACACUGACUGGCAGAGGCCCUCCAGGGUCUUGGCCUGGAGCCUUACCUCAGCCUUCCCCAGAGAUGCCAGGGAUUAAAUCGGGGACCCUCUGCAUGUAAAAUUGCAGUCCUCAUGGACCUGCGACCUUCUGCAUGCAAAGCACCCGUUCCACCACUGAGCUUACCACCCUUUCCCAGAAUAAAUGGGCUUGGCUGUGCCUAAUGGGGAGUUGUAGUCCAAAAUCAUUUGGAGGGCACCAGGUUGGGGAAGACUGCAAUAGAUGGUUGGGCUUAUAUCCACCUAAGUUAGGCACAGCAUAGACCUAUUGAAAUUACUGAACUUGCUAGUCAUGGCCAGUAAUUUCAGUGGGGCUACACUGCUUAGAAAUAAGUUUGGGUACAACCUGAUGUCCUUCUCCUUAGCAGAUGUGAUGCAGCAUCUCUCUUGACCCGAUAGCUUUUCAUACUAUUCAAAUUGCAAUCAAAUCAGACCCGGAGAUUGCUUAGUUAAAUGGCAAUGUGUGUGAUGCAUGCAAAGUGGCAGCCUUUUCAAGCCCUGGUGUGAGAGGGCUGAGUUUCUACAGGGCAGGAGCUGGACUGCUAAGGUAGGUGUUUGUUCUCUGUUUACCCCUGCAAAUAUCUAGCCAUUGAGACAGUCCAUACUUGUCCAGAAUCAGGUUCUUAUAAAAUUUAUGAUCUGUUUAUUUCAUAAGAUAGUUUCUCAUUUGUCUAGUCUUAAGUUUGGUUUGAGAUUUUUUUUUAAAGCGUGUUUAAAACGUUUGGCAUUUUAGUGCAAAUUUCUCUCAAUAUGCCUGUUUGUAUGCAAUUUGGCCGAAAUAUACACAUUUUGAAAAGCAUUUCCCCCUAAUGUAUAUCCUUUGCAUGCUGUAUGCAUUGUUAUGUACACUUUAGCUGAGCUAGGGAAUCAGGAUUGUUUUCAAAUUCUUCCUGAAAGUUGAUAACGAUGGAGACGGUCACACCUCAUUAGGGUGGGAAGUUCAUAACCGGAGAAUUGCCAUUGAAAAGACCCUGUCAUGGGUCAAAUAUGAAAGACAUAUUUGCAGAAACAGAUAGCAAGGAGACCUUAGCUGCAGUAUUGCUGGCAUAGGCUGUCUCCUCUCCUCUCCUUGCUUGUUCCCACCCCCACCCUGUGCCAGUGAAAACUCUGGGGUUGGGAAAACAGCAGCUGUGCUUGAAUGUAAUAUGUGGCCUUUCAGAUUUAAUGAUGACUCUGUGUGGUUUUAGAUAUCAAACAUACGUCGGUGUCAUUUGCCCCUUCCUCUUUGGAGGCUUCCUGGCCAAUACAUUAGUUAGAAAGAAAUUAAUUUCUGGUGGUUCCCUUCAGAUGUUUUGAGCUAGAGCAAUGAGUCCCAUGUGCUGGUUGGAACAGAUGGGUUUUGUGAUCCAGAACUUCUGGAAGGUAUCAAGUUGGAUAAGACCUCAAUGGAUUCAAUAGUUGGCCCCUCAGUUAAAAGACAGGUAUAGAAUUGUAGAGUUGGAAGGGACCCAAAUGAUCAUCUAGUCCACCCCCCUGCAACGCAGGAAUAAGCAGCUGUCCCAUACGGGGAUCAAACCUGUGACCUUGGCAUUAUCAGCACCACACUCUAACCAACUGUUACUUGAUUCAGUAAUAUAAAUGUGAACGACAGUAAUAUGAACACAGAUGCCCUUUGGGAGAUAGCUCUGGUGUGUUAUACCCAACUCAGAGCUGACCCAUUAAAAUAUCGGUACAUAAACCUAGGCUAGCCAUGCCCAUUAUUUGAAUGGGUCUACUCUGAGUAACUUCAAAACUGGUGACAACCCAUUCUUAGCAGGAAAUGGCACCCCAAAGGAUUUAUUUUUCAUCCCCUAAUCACAGAGCCAAAACCAUUUUAAAAAUAAUAAUGAAAUAUGGGUGGCAUCCAGUGCCAGUCCUUCACAGGGUAGACCCAGGGUAGACUAACAUUCAUUUCAGUGGGUCUGCUCUGAGUAGGAUUCCUUAAUGUACAGCCUCCCAUUGAUUAAGGAAGUAGUAAACCAAUGAAUCAAAUUUCCAUUGAUAAACCAACCAACAAAAGCUGCUCAGGCAGAACUGUUUGGCCAACAACUUGCAGUGUGUGGCUGUGUUAAACUGCGCCCCCUGGAAACAAUCUGGCAAUAUGUUGGUUUUGUGGAGCUUAACCCCUACCUCUCCCCCCCCCUUCGUUCACCAUCAACCACAGUCCUGCCAAACAGCGAUUUGCUUAGGGAUUUAAUCUCUCAUUUCCAUCAAGCCAGCAACAGCUGCUUGCUCUCUUCCCCUCCCCUUCCUCAGACUUUCCUGCGGGAGACAGCAUUUAGAAGGAUUUGUUAGUUAAAUGCUAAUGCCACCAGAUAAAACUAUGCAAAUCAUAGGAUGGGGGGGGGGGGAGCAUCACUUUCCCAUAAGCCUGUCCCCACAGCCUACUUUGAAAUACUGCGUAUGCUGGGGUCAUCCCCAGAUAGAGAGCGCCAACCUCAAAGGGCUUCCCAGCUCUGGAUUUCAGAGUCAUCACCAGGGACUCUCAUACUCACCCCACAGAAUUAUUUGCAAAGGAGACAUAGACUCCUUGUCUAAUAGUGACUGCCAGUCUCUGCAAGCGCAGCAAAAUAACACACUUCGGCUUCCAGAGAAAACUUUGCUUUGACUCUUAUUUUUAACAGAUCCAUUUUCCUAGACCUUAUGAAAACUGGUUUCUCAAAUUCCAUUUGCUUGUGUCCACAGCCAAUGAGAGGCUGUGAGAGCCUUUGCUGAAUGAGGAUCCCAGUGGAGGUGUAGAGGGUGGCUUUCAGGGACCAAGGCAGUUCCUUACCCCAUAACUAAACUAACUUUUGCCAUUUAACACUAUGCAAACAAUGUCUAGAUUACUAAAUGUAUUCAGGACACAGCAGUCACUCUAGGGAGGCAGAUUAUGUUGUUUUAAAAUACACAUAGUCCUGCCUUUACUCUGGGACAAAAGGCUCAUGCUAGCUUUCCCCAGGAGUUCCUUUGUUUUUUGAGUUGAGGGCCCUGGAAAAUCUCCUCUCUGUACAAUUUAAAGCAGGAGUGGGGAACGUCAGGCCCAGGAAUCAAAUCUGGCCCUUCAGAUUUCUCUAUCCGGCCCUUUGGACUCUCUCCAGGCCACACCCCUCACUUUCCUUUCUUCACAUCCUCCUUGAGUGUUUUUGCCUGGCUGGAACAUGCCCUUGAACUCCUCCGACAGUAUCUCUGGCUUGUCUGGAUUGAGAAGAGAGAUGUAUUUGAUCCCCACUCCCGGUUUAAAGGCAUAGGAACUCUUUUUUGCUGGGCAUUUGCCCACCCUCUCAAAGAGCCCCUCCCCCAAAUCCACCAGGCAUAGGAUGGCAACCUCUGACCUGAAACAAACCCACUUAGCACCAUUAGACUUUGUGUGAUUAGCAGAAAUGUAAUAGGUGAGAUCAUGGGAAAUAAUGUGGUGAUGGGGGAAGAGUUUGACCUGCUGAGGUUAUAGUGCCAAAGGCUUGUGGAGAUGCAGAACCAGGGUAACCGCAGGCUCAAAGGGAGAUUGAUCAUUACACCAAAGUUUGUCACCAGAUGCACCGGCUACAUCUGUCAUAUUUCCGCUUGUCAGCUUGCCCACAGCAACAGGCACUGACUCCUGUGGUUACCAUAUAUACGGUCAUGAAAGAUGACGUAGAAUAAUAGAAUGGCAGAGUUGGAGGGGGACCCAAGGGUCAUCUAGUCCAACCCCCUGCAAUGCAGAACUUAAGGCAGCCUGUACCAACUUGAUGCCCUCCAGAAGUUCUGUACUACCACUGCAACAUCUUUUGCCCCUCCCAAUUUUAUUUUAUUUUUAAAUUUAGUUUUUGAGCUUUUAAUUUUUGCUUUGGGUAGUUGCUUCCUCUUUUUGUCUGUGUUUUUGUGGGAGGGUAGAUUCCCCCCCCCCUGCUUUUGUGGGUGUGAUGGCAGAGGAUCUGAGCAUCACUAGUUUUUCCUUUUGUGAAAUGGGUAUUUUGUGAUGGAUUCAGGGGCACUGAGCUCAGAAGCCUGACUGGAAAGAAAUUCCAUCUCAGAGGGGGGAAGGUUCCUUCCUAGGGCCAAGGUUUCAACCUGCGGUUGUGUUGGAAGCAGCAGAUGUUUUAGGAAGGUUUUGCAAACUGACCCACAUCCAGUCCUUCCCCAUCAGUGCUUGGGGAAACAAAGUAUAUGCAAAGGCGCAAGAUCCAACAUGGCCAUUAGUCCCAAUUUCCCUGAUGCAUCAAUUGUGGGUGUUAACACCUCCUGUUCCCUCUCUAGAGCUGUCCUUUGAAAAGUUUUGCUUGAUGCAAAGUCAGGUUAUUUUACUUGAUCAGCAGGCAGCCCGCCCUAGAGACAACUUGGACCAAUUUUUAUUUUUAGUUCAAUCUUUCUUUAACCGACAUUAGUCCGUUUGUAGCAAACUCGGGUGCCAAGAGUCAACAGGAUGCUGGGAAACGUGUGUGCACUGGUGUAUUGUUGUGGGUUCAGGAUUUAUCUCAUUUUUAGGACAUAUUAUUGAAUACUGUUGGUAUGUUUGUUUUUAUGUAACCCGUAUAUUUUCUCCUCUCUCUCAAAUACAAGCUCUGAGGUUUGCAAUAUCUAUAAACAAUCUUAAAAAAAUAAAACUUGGGAGUGAGGGAAGGGGAGACUCAAAACACCACAAAGUCCCGGGAGGGUUGAGUAUGCUCAGGAGCCAUGCAAUGUUUAGUGUUAGUUGGAAAGGAAAGCAUGGUUCAAAAUCUCUGCCAUGAAGCUUGCUGACCAACCUUAGCUCAGUCACUACUUCUUAUCCUCACAAAAGUCCUGCUAAAUAGGUUAGGGUAAUUUCGCGUGUGUGUGUGUAUGCGCCUCCAGCAUGCACUCCUUGGAAGAGGGACAAACAAGCCCAUUAAAAUCUACUCACCAUUUUUAAUUUUCUGCCUAGGUUGACGCUUCUCCUUCUCUGACCCGAACAGCCACCAAGCCACAUCCCCAUGGAUGAAUGGGAAGCCCCUCAGUGGAAGAAGGAAGUCGAAAGCCUUAAGUACCAGCUGGCUUACAAGAGGGAGAUGUCCUCAAAAACGAUCCCCGAGUGAGUCCACAAACAGCUUCCUUUCUUGCUGUUUCUCCUUCCUACCACCUUAUACACACACGGCUAAGUGCAUUCCACAUAAGUGGAAUCCAGCAUACUAAGAACAUCAGGCUUACUUUAAACCUCCCUCUCAUGUUUCCAGUCUGAGUAGUGACAAAGAUGGGCUUGAAAUGGAGUGGGGGAAAAACCUAAUGUUUUGAAUGCAGAUGGUCCUGGGUUCAAUCCCCAAUGGCAUCUCUGGGUAGGGCUGGGGCUCUGGCCUGAAACCCUGGAGAGCUGCUGCCAGUCAGUGUGGACAAUACUGAGCUGCCAGCACCAUUGUGCAUUGCAUCCUUCUCUCUUGAGAAAUCCUGGGGGCUGCUGUCCUAUGAGAAAGUGGAGGCUUUUGAGGGCAGAGACACUCUGCCACCCUCAGAAUCCUCUAGCUGUGUUUCCUGCUAGCAAAUGUAUUUCAAAGCUACUCAGGAACAUGAAUCUUAAGAAUGAAGAGCUUUCCCUGAGAUAUUUGGCUCUAGAAAUAUACAUCACAGCAACAGAAAUAGAUGCAGGCCUGGGAUCUUUCUAGGUACCCGAGAAGCUUCAGUUCACAGGCCCACAAGUUUUCAUCCAUGUACAGAGUGCCUCUGGGUACAAUAAGAUGGUAUGUGGUUGGGGUCUCAUUGGCCCAGCACUCUGCCGUCAACCCAUCUACCUUGUAAAUCCGGUGUACUUAGCCUGUGGCCUUUAGAUGAUGCUGAACUUCAACUCCCCAGUGAGUAUGGCCAUAGAUGAUGGGGAGUUAUAAUUCAGGAGAAUUUUUUUUUUAAGUUUAAAAAAAGGAGAAGGACAUGAGAUUUGGGACCAGGCCCAAGAUACUCUGGACUCAGCCAGACGUUGGCCUAAUACUGCAACGAGGAAAGACCCUCAUGUAUUCUCUUUCCACCCUAGGUUUCUUAAGUGGAUAGAAGAUGGCAUUCCAGAAGAUCCAUUUCUGAACCCAGAGCUGAUGAAGAACAAUCCGUGGGUGGAAAAGGGGAAAUGCACCAUCCUCUAA
Podarcis lilfordi (Lilford's wall lizard) is the source of this 41252-nucleotide messenger RNA. The record is from the annotation of a GenBank genome assembly. NCBI's taxonomy places the organism in Eukaryota, Metazoa, Chordata, Lepidosauria, Squamata, Lacertidae.